Messenger RNA from Equus quagga, 1170 nucleotides. Its product is annotated as histone H1.3-like. Gene Ontology annotation, molecular function: nucleosomal DNA binding; structural constituent of chromatin; double-stranded DNA binding. NCBI's taxonomy places the organism in Eukaryota, Metazoa, Chordata, Mammalia, Perissodactyla, Equidae. Gene Ontology annotation, biological process: negative regulation of DNA recombination; nucleosome assembly; chromosome condensation. The transcript has a single exon. Bases 451 to 1086 code for a protein of 211 amino acids. Gene Ontology annotation, cellular component: nucleus; nucleosome. The record is from RefSeq and is a predicted model, not a curated record.
AGAAUGUAGAGAAUAUUAUUAGAGAGUAAGAUAUUGAAGACACAAAGAGAAGAAUUUAUAUUUUAAACAAAAAUUAAGAAGUUGUCCUUCUGACCUGUGAAUCUGUCAGAGUGUCAGGGGCUUUUGAAAAAGGCUGAGACAGAUGUGAUAAAAACUGGAGUAACAAAUUAUAAAGAUCUCAAAGCUUGAGCUGUCCUGGUUCAUUGUAGAAUAUAACUAGUGUUAUUUCUCUACAGGAAAUUUUAAUUUUUUUGCUCUCCUGAAUCGUAACAAACACAAUUCCAGGACAGAGCUGAGACUAGGUCGCUGUCAAGCUGGAAGACUGAGCUGGGAACCAAUCAGUGCUCAGCGUCGCUGUGUGUCUAUAUAUACACACACACAGUCCUAGACCUGGCAUCUCAACUCGGAGACUUUAUUAUAUUUUUACUGUCAGGUAUCCAGAUCUCAACCAUGUCGGAAACCGCACCCGCCGCGCUUCCUGCUCCUGCUCCCGCGGAAAAGACGCCUGUGAAGAAGGCCCGCAAGUCCGCAAGUGCCACCAAGCGCAAGGCUUCCGGGCCCCCUGUGUCCGAGCUCAUCAUCAAGGCUGUCGCCGCCUCCAAGGAGCGCAAUGGCUUGUCUCUGGCCGCCCUCAAGAAGGCGCUGGCGGCAGCUGGCUACGACGUGGAGAAGAACAACAGCCGCAUCAAGCUGGGUCUUAAGAGCCUGGUGAGCAAGGGUACCCUGCUGCAGACCAAGGGCACCGGCGCCUCAGGCUCUUUCAAGCUCAACAAGAAGGCGGCGACCGGGGAAGCCAAACCGAAAGCUAAGAAGGCGGGCGCGGCCAAGCCCAAGAAGGCUUCUGGGGUGGCCAAAAGGCCCAAAAAGACGCCGGGUACGAUCACUCCGAAAAAAAGCGCCAGGAAGACCCCGAGGAAGGUGAAGAAACCAGCGGCGUCUAAGAAAGUGAUCAAGAGCGCGAAAAAGGUGAACACAGCUAAACCGAAGAAGGCAGCUAAGAGUCCAGCCAAGGCCAAAGCCCCUAAGCCCAAGGCAGCCAAGCCUAAAGGAGGCAAGCCCAAGAAGGCGGCCCCCAAAAAGAAGUGAGUUCAAGACUAGUUCCCACUACCUUAAAGGCUCUUUUCAGAGCCACUCAACUACUCAUUAAAGAGCUGGUUAUACCGCUUUGGA